Molecule: messenger RNA, 402 nt
Organism: Metarhizium brunneum ARSEF 3297
Lineage: Eukaryota; Fungi; Ascomycota; Sordariomycetes; Hypocreales; Clavicipitaceae
Source: RefSeq, a predicted model, not a curated record
AUGGCCUCGAGGCCCUUCGCCACGAGGGACUUCGACGCCGGCAAAUUCAGCAGCGGCUUCUUCUUCAUCAUCGUCCCGGUGGUGAUUCUCCUCAUUGCCGGCGUGGCAUCCUCGGCGGUCCGGUACGCGCGGCGGUCACGGCGACGGCGGGCGACAACGGCCGACGACGCCUUCACCACGGACCGGCCAGACCAUCGGCCCCCGAGCACCAUCCACCCGUCCCUCAUCACGCAACUGCAGAACCUGUCGCCGGAGCCCUACGCGCUGUCGUCCUACCCGUCGCAGCGGACGCUGGACGAGAUUCACGAGGUCGUGACGCCGUUGCAGAGCGUCCAGCUCCGAGAGCCCUACGAACGGCGGCAUUACGCUGCGGAAAGAAGCCCGUCUGGCUUGUCUCUAUAA